Messenger RNA from Branchiostoma belcheri (Belcher's lancelet), 2468 nucleotides. Its product is annotated as endosomal/lysomomal potassium channel TMEM175-like. The transcript has 19 exons. Gene Ontology annotation, cellular component: endosome; lysosome. The record is from RefSeq and is a predicted model, not a curated record. The coding region runs from base 23 to 1528 and encodes 501 amino acids. Gene Ontology annotation, molecular function: proton channel activity; potassium ion leak channel activity. Lineage: Eukaryota; Metazoa; Chordata; Leptocardii; Amphioxiformes; Branchiostomatidae.
UAGAGGGCGCCAACCCGCCCAAAUGCUAGCACCCAGACAACACCAUAAACGUACUAUCCCCAGGACCAAGAUGGCGUCGCUAGCAGACGACCAUGUUCACAGCGCUGGGCGAAUGCAGGCAUACAGCGAUGCCAUCUUCUCCAUCGUGGCAACCAUCAUGAUCCUGCCAGUAGCCCACACCGAGAUACCAGAAGACAAGAACUUGAGGGAGGUCAUCUUCUAUCGGCUCCUACCCAAAAUACUCAUCUACAUUUUGACAUUCUUUGUGGUGGCCAUAUCAUGGACUGCACAUGUUUGGCUGUUCCAGAUUGUACGACGUGCUGAUGAUGUGACCACACUUCUCAAUCUCUUCAUCAUGAUGAUCAUCACAUUUCUACCUUUUACGUUCACCUUGAUGGGAACAUUUCCUGAAUAUGUCCUGGCCAUUGUGCUGUUCAGUGUGUGUAUCAUUGUCCUGGGUGUAGCACAGGCCUUAGUAGUUCUGCAUGUGUUCCGCAACCCUCAAAUCAUGGAGGAGUCCAUCAAGAACUCUGAGAACAAGGUAGCCGUGAGGAAUGCCCUCCUUCUGCGUGUGUUGGUAAACCCCAUCCUCUGUACACUUGCUGCUGUGUUCUCACCUGCCAGCAAUGUUAUAUCUUACAUAUUCCUGGUGAUGAUUCUGUUCAGUCCUAACAUUGCUGUCCAACUGUCCAAGCUGAUCAGCAAAUGUUCAGGAAGUGUGCAGGUGUCUCAAGAGGUUAUCCGGAGAGGGAAAUCUUACGAGAUGGAAGUCAAUAAGGAGAGAGUGGAAUGUUACAGUGAUGGUGUGUUUGCCAUUGUGGCCACUCUCAUUAUCCUGGAUAUCUGUGAAAAAGACAUUCCCUCUGUGGCAGACUUGGAGAUCAAGUACAAGAAUGACCUGGCGGCUGCCCUGAACCAUGACAGCUCUGUCUUCCUGGCCUACUUUGGCACGUUUGCUACAGUGGGACUGUUAUGGUACAUUCACCACUCACUGUACCAUCACCUCAAGAGAACAAGUCGACUGAUGGCCAUGUUCAAUAACUUUUCCCUGGCCAUGAUUGGAGGGAUGCCUCUGGCUUUCCAGCUAACAAGCAUGUACAAAGAUACAGACUUCUACAAUAACGAGAGAGUAGCCAUCCAGCUGUCUUGUGUCAUCAUAUUCCUGGCGAGCAUCUCUCAACUGGCCAUCUUUGUUACUGCACUCUUCAGACCAGACCAGGACCUGACAGAUAGUGCCAGAGUGGGAGGGCGCAGUCACUAUUACCUACUGGUAAAACUUCUCGUCUACCCUACUGUCAGUAUGACCAUCUAUGUCAUCAGCCUGACUUCAGAUGUCCUGUCUGUGGAAGCAUUCCAUGUGGCUCAGCUUGGAACACCUGUACUCUUCUUCAUCCUUUGGCUGAUUGUGAUCCAAAUACAGAGAAAUGUGCAAGAUGUACUGAAUCCUGAAGAGAAUUCGACUCAAGAGGGCAGCAAUAAUGAAGAACAAGCUCUUCUGACUGCACCUCCAGAAAACAUUGCCUGCUGAGCAAAGAUAUCAUCAGCUAAUAAGCUUGUGUUUCAUAUUAUGGAAUACAUGUAGUUACUCCCCUAUGUUCCAACAGCUCAACCUGUGUUAGGACACCCUAACCCUAUGCUGAAAAAUACUGGUGUCAGAACAUAAGGCUGUCCCCUUAUUGACACUUAUUGAGGAAAUUUGGUCAGUGGAGCUGAAGUCCUAACUUACUUUGUUGCCAAAGAUUUGUCUGCACAAGAAGAGACCAAGACUCAACCACAUACACUAGAGAUAUGUGUAUUCAAGUUUGUUAUCUUACACUUAAAAUGGUCGCAAAGUUUUUGAAUUGCAAGAAUACAAGUUGCUGUCAGACAUGUAGUCAGCAGUAGUUGAUAGGAGGCUAUGGUGAUUUCAGCAUGCUAGUCAGGUUCAAGAUCAUUACUAUAUGUGUGCGGUAACAACUGCUUGUAGCUCUCUUGUCAAGCAAAGUGGCCUGUCCUUGGUGCUGAAAAUGUUUUGUUGUACAUAGACUAUGCCGUGUAUGAAAUCUAAACCAGCAUCAAACAUUUCUGUUGUAUCAAUGGUAUCUUUUACACUCUUUUAAUUGAAUUAGUAAUAAUGGAGUUUAAAUGUUCUGUAUUGUUUGUUAGCCGUCACCAAAUAUUUUUGUUUGAGCCUGAGAAAAUGUGACAAAGUUUUGCUGCUGCUACAAGAAUUUGUGGCUUUAUUUUCGUACAAAAAAAGCAUAAUUGUUAUUAAAGAAAAAACAUUACAGACAUUUAUUAUAUGUAGUCUAUUACUGAGGAAUCAUAUGACUGCUGCUUAAUGUUAUUUUCCAAGGAUGUAUUUCACACAUAUUCAUGAUAAUUACUCGGUAAAUUUCGAAAUAAGCAGCUUUUUUUUCCAAUAAAUGCAUGAAUAAAUGUACACAAUAAACCUUCAAGGUUUUUUCUGUAAAGCAGCUACAUUUCAA